CGACAGAAGCAUUCACUAACAGUAAAACGAGACAAUGUCAUGCAAGCCCUCAGAUUAUUAAAUCCAACAGGAGUAUCUCUCCGUCAUAGGCGCAGAUUUGUUAGGCUAUCCUAUUGCGCCGCAGGACCCAAUCAGGUGUGGCACGUGGAUGGCUAUGACAAGCUCAAGCCCUUUGGGAUUGCCAUCAGUGGCUGCAUCGAUGGGUAUUCAAGGCGGGUUAUGUGGCUAAGUAGUGGUAGCACCAACAACGACCCUGCAGUAAUCGCUCAACAUUACCUGCAGUGUGUUUCGAGCUAUGGCCUUCCGGCUCGUCUUCGGACAGACUGUGGGACAGAAAAUGGAGACAUGGCUGCCAUCCACUGUUCUUUAAGAGAGGACCACACCGAUGAAUUUGCAGGUUCUGUCAGCCACAUGUAUGGCACUUCAACUGCCAAUCAAAGGAUUGAAAGCUGGUGGUCCUUUUUCAGGAAACAGAGGACACAGUUCUGGAUGGAUUUAUUCAGUGACCUGAGAGAGAGACACUACUUCAAUGGCACCCAUGAACACAAGUGCCUUGUACGGUAUGUGUUCCUGGGCAUCUUUCAGAAAGAGCUUGAUGAGCACCGAGAGCUUUGGAAUAAUCAUACAAUCAGGCCUGUCCGUCAGUCUCUCUGUCCAUCUGGGAAACCGGAGACCAUGUACCACCUGCCUCACAGGUUUGGUGGAAGGGAUUGUGGAUUCCCAGUGGAUCCCCAAGUGUUACAGGAGUUCAAAGACCUUCUGCCACCCACAAACAGUUUGUGUGGAGAUGCUAAUCUCCAAGCAUAUUUUGCCAACUUGGAGAGACAGAGCCAGCUCGCUCCACCCAUCAACUGGCCAGCUGCUGUUGACAACUACAUUAGACUAAAGGAAAUGGCUGGUCUUUGAGAGUAAGAGAGACAGACGUAUAGCCAGUUUAUUUUCUUUCAGACAGCAUUGCCUCCAGUGUGGUAUACUGAUAUGGACACCUUUAAUGUUUGACACAUGGUUAAAUUAAAAGCAAAGAUAUUAAUCGAUUGCAAUGACUUUCCCUUACUUUUUAAACCAUCACAAUGUAUGUUUUUGGGGUUAACCCAGUGUUGAUUAAUACGGUAUGCUGAAGCUAAAGGUGACCUUCAUGUUAGAUCAGUAACAUUUCAUGACCAAUUUAUGCAACAACAAAUAAACUUCAUUCUGAUGGCCCUUGCAAAA
Messenger RNA from Carassius auratus (goldfish), 1209 nucleotides. RefSeq lists its product as uncharacterized. The transcript is spliced from 3 exons. Gene Ontology annotation, molecular function: nucleic acid binding. The record is from RefSeq and is a predicted model, not a curated record. Lineage: Eukaryota; Metazoa; Chordata; Actinopteri; Cypriniformes; Cyprinidae. Bases 40 to 906 code for a protein of 288 amino acids.